Polistes dominula (European paper wasp) is the source of this 1394-nucleotide messenger RNA. RefSeq names its product CD63 antigen. The record is from RefSeq and is a predicted model, not a curated record. Gene Ontology annotation, cellular component: plasma membrane. NCBI's taxonomy places the organism in Eukaryota, Metazoa, Arthropoda, Insecta, Hymenoptera, Vespidae.
CCUUGUAAAGUUGACAUUUGCGAGCAACGAACUCAUUUCUUCUACAAUUUUUACCAAAUAAUUAUAUUAUCGUAGUUAGUAGUUGUUGUCAUAGUGGUAGUAUCUAUGGUAACGAGAAAAAAAAACAUUGAAUUAGUGGAGGUAUGAACGAUGACCAAUAAGACGUCGGUCCCGUUUCAAUGCGUUCUCCAGUAGGUCCUCGAGCACCAUGGAAAAGGACCAAUGAGGAUGGUCGUUGGAGUGGCGCGCUACUUCCUUUCGAAGUUUCUCGAGGAUUUCGAUCGAAUUCUCGUUGAAAAGGCUUUUUACCCCUUUCAGAAUAUAAAUUGCUUUACUGUGAUACGGUUGGUUCACACUGUACGCGCGAUUAUGAAGUGUCUUUCGUAAAAUUCGUUCAAAUUUACAUUCUAAUACUUACCUUCCUGCUCGAUUGUUUUUUAGUUUUUAUUUUUACAUUUAUAAUAAUAUCAAUUAAUUAUUAUUAUUAUUAUUAUUAUUAAUAAAAUAUAAUUAAUCACAUCAUGGAGUCCUGUGGAAUGAGCUUGAUCAAAUACAUCCUUUUUGUCUUUAAUUUAAUCUUCGCUAUCUCUGGUAUUGGAAUAAUCGUAGCUGGAGCAUUAGUUCUUGGUGAUGUCGGUGAAUUUAGUCAUUUUGUCGAAGGAAGGAUAAUGGCACCACCAAUUGUUCUCAUAAUUGCUGGUUGCAUUGUUUUUAUUAUAGCUUUUCUUGGAUGUUACGGUGCCAUCAAAGAACAUUAUAAUAUGCUGAUAGCGUUCGCAGCUGCGCUAUUGAUCAUUUUCGUGAUCGAACUAGCAGUUGGUAUAGCAGCGGCAGUAUUUAAAAAUGAUUUCAGUAUGGCUAUGAAGGAUACGUUGAAAGAAUCGAUGAAGAAUUAUACCGACGAAGACAAGUUUGCUUGGGAUAAUGUGCAAAACAAGUUAAUGUGCUGCGGAGUAGAUGGGCCUAACGAUUGGAGUUCGACCAAUGCUUACAUUGGAACAUUACCACCUUCUUGUUGCAUGAAAAUGCAAAAUCCUUGUGCUAUUGGUAGUCCUGAUGUUAAUAAAGAUGGUUGUUUUGAAAAAUUAAAAAUGCGUGUUCAAAAAGGUGCUACUAUAUUGAUCGGUGUAGGAAUUGGUAUUGCAUUUGUCGAGGUAGCUGGUAUAAUACUUGCUUGUUGUCUAGCUAUGGCAAUAAAAAGAGAGACCGAUAAAUGAAACGAGAUUGUUUAACAUUUCUUACGAAUAUUUUCAGUUAGAUUAUUUUUUUUAUUGAAUUUAGAUAAUUUACAUUUUAAUUACAAUAAGCUGGUCUUCGUAAUUUUAACGUAAGAAAUUGAAAGUGUUAAGUCAUUGCUUCCUCAUAUUCGAAAUAAUUUAUAAUACAAAUAAUAU